This is a messenger RNA of Ostertagia ostertagi, 1548 nucleotides long. The record is from the annotation of a GenBank genome assembly. Lineage: Eukaryota; Metazoa; Nematoda; Chromadorea; Rhabditida; Trichostrongylidae.
AUGUUCAACUACUAUUCGAAGACGACCUACGAUCAAUACACAUCCCAAUCAUCUCCCAACUCUCGUAACCUUGGAUUUCCGUCAUAUUACUACCCUACCGCAUAUCAAAAGCAACCAAAUCAUGCGCUCAGUCCACGUCAGGCUGAAGCUGUUGAACGUCAGGCGCCAACAAGCGCUUUCACGCAGAAAGAUCCCGCUCCACCUCCGCUCAAUGACACUCCAAACGGCCCUGUGCACAUACCAACGAAGAAGAACACCGUGCCACACGACUAUUUGACGUUUAUUGCUGCACCGGUAGGACACAAGUCUUACGGGCAUUACCCUGAAUUCACUGGGAUUAGUCCAAAACCCGCUCAAGGACUACCUGCGGAGCCUCAUCCUUGGCAAGUGAAAACCCCUAAGUUUGCAGUGGACUACAUCGCGGACGAGAACAGCUACGAGAACGACAGACGUGGACAGAGAUGUGAGCUGGAGAUGAGAGCGAAAGUGAGACAGCGAGCGAGAUGGAGUGUGAAUCGAGACGAGAUGAUUCCAGAUGAGCAGCCGAACGCGACGAUGGAGACGAAAGUCACCGGUCAAGGCCAACCGAAGCGUGUCGGUCGCUGGACCCUGGCACAACUCAGACAGACCGAUGGUAUUAUUCCGAGCCAGGCCGGAUGGAAUAAGGGAGACUCCCAAAAGCUGAUGACAAACUUCGGUACACCAAGAAACACUUCAACCAGAGUGAAAGCUGAAAAUCUCCAGGAAAUUCCCGAGGAGAUCGCUCAACGUACCCAUGGUGAAGUGCGCCUUCAAUCUGGUACCAACAAAUUCAGUUCACAGCGUGGUAUGACCGGCUUCGGUACUGGUCGUGAUGUGUGCCGAGAGGGAAAGCACGUCAACACCAACCCUUCAGAUCUAGCGGAACUUCCGGUAGUUAGUAAGAGAUUGCUGUCUGUAUGUGUAUUGUGCGUCUGCAAGCCGGUACCAACAAGUAUGAUUCCCAAAAGGUCGGGUAUGACUGGCUUCGGUACGACCCGUCGUGAGACCACAAAGAUGCUCGACACCAAGCAUCCCGAAUACGAUCACGAGCGGCCGGAUCAGUCAGAGAUUCCGCUGCAAUCCGGAACCAACAAAUUCGCUUCACAGAAGGUUGACAACAAUCCCCAGCCAAAUGGGUUCAAACAAAUACGCUUCCCAAAAGGGAAUGACCGGCUUUGGACAACCACGUUGGGAGGUACUCGACCCCUCGAUUUCGUGGCAGAACCGCAAAUCUCAGGGCAUGGUCCGCCUUCAAUCCGGUACCAACAGAUCGCUUCGCAGCAGGGUAUGACUGGUUUCGGUACGAUCAGGAACACGACCUACGAGGCAGAGGGCGGUGAGCUGCCUUACGAGGCCAUGAAAAUCUCCGAGACCAUUAUCCCAAGCCAGGCCGGUUGGAACAAGGGAGAUUCUCAGAAGAAGAUGACGUCAUUCGGUGCGCCACGUGACGUCAAGGGUAAACAUCUGAAGAGAAUCUGGGAACUCGAAUAUCCCGAAGAGGCUGAGGUUUCCCUCGAUCGUCUGUAA